Messenger RNA from Pyrenophora tritici-repentis Pt-1C-BFP, 678 nucleotides. The record is from RefSeq and is a predicted model, not a curated record. NCBI's taxonomy places the organism in Eukaryota, Fungi, Ascomycota, Dothideomycetes, Pleosporales, Pleosporaceae.
AUGCCGGUAUUGGAUCAUGAAGCACCAUAUCCUCAACUAAAGCAAACACCCAGCUACAAUUCCGGUCCUGAAGGCUCUCCCGAAACACUGAUUGCAGACAAACAAGAUGCAAUUCAAAAUCAAGCCGAAAACACGAAAGAUGCAAGCACCGAUGCGGAGUGGAAACGCGACAAAUGCCAUAUGCGGUGUCGCGCGACUACGAGGACUCCAGAUGAUCGCCAAGAACUGUUCAAAGAUAGCCGCAUUGUGCUUUGCGGAGGGCGGUUAUACGUUCAGCUCGCAACAUACAAGGGUCCGCAUCAUCAUCCGUUCUCUGGCUACUACCUCCCAUUUCCCAACUCGAACUUUGAGGGAAUCGUUUCUACGAUAUCGAAUGACCCGCCACAGCUGAACUGGGUAUAUCUCGAUACCGACUCAGACAUCUUCCAGAUCAGCCAUGGAUUGCGCGUGGAUGCGGAACAAGGACAGGCAGGAUCUUGGGGCGCUCGUGUUUGCCCGAAUGGCGAGAAGCGAUUCCUAUUCAACAACUGGGAAGGCUUCAUUGCGGUCGAGAGCGAGGGUGAGCCGGACUUAUGGAGACUCUGCUAUGAUAAGUUUGACGAUGGGCUGAAAGGGAAAAUCCGUGCAGGCCAGCGGACCGUGGAGGUAGAAUUGAUACGCGAAGAGAUGGAACCUUGA